CUCUUUUCGAUUCUUUUUCUCUCUCUUACCAACAGCGCUGUAUUGAAGCUAUCACUCUGCUUUCCACAACUCUAUACGAAGGAAUACGUACUGGCAUUGCUGAAAAAAAGGUCAACACAAGCGAGCAAUUUGCCAUGGAUCGCCACUGCACUUUGUUCCCUGGAGCUAGUCUCCAAGGUCACCGUAACGUAGAGACCACAAAUAGUGAUGACGUCGGACACCAACGUUAUCCUGUCCGCAGCUCUUUACCCGCUGAAUCAGAAAAGCUAACUUCUGCAGCACUCCGGUCUCCCGUAAUCGCUCCGAUUGACAAAAGAGUAGGUGGUUUGGCGUACUCUGCCAACGACCGGUUUGGAGAGCUUCCGCAGCCAACUCCUUUAGGCUACGAGCAACGCCCCAUCAACAGAGGAUUAAACCGUUAUUCUGCGUCGUCCUUUGCCUUUGCCGCUCAGCAUGAGCGUCACCGUGCUUCUCGAGGGUUUUAUCAAGAAAGCCAAGGACAGAGCCACGGAGUGUUCAAUUCUCACGAGCCUUGUGACAAUCUCAGACAGAUACAACCGCAGAGAUGUGUGUUAUUCACGCUUCCUCCUCCAGUUGCUGCAGUUUCUAUGACGCAAACAAGGCCGUCCAGUCGCCAAAUCAGUAAUAGCGGCUGCGCCAACAUUCCUUACGUUCAGCAAGCCACCACUGGCGGCGCCAACCCUGUUGUCGGCCCUCAUCGCAGCUGGUCACAGAUCAUUGGUUCUACCCCCACUUCAGCAUCAUCAUUGUCGCCGGCGGCAUCGGUGCUGCUUUCAACGUCAUCUUCUUCUUCCACGUCCUCCUCCAACAAUAGCAACGGCGAUAUGCGCGCAGUGCAGCAGCAGCAGCAGCAGCAGCAACAGCAACAGCAACAUCCAAGUGGCACGAAGCAGGUUGUACAGCCACCAGGAUCGACACACUCUCUUGAAAGAAUCACAGAAGAGGAAGCCAAGCAGGAAGAACACCAGCUGCGGCCCAAAGCCAAUAAUGCUACCAAGCUGCUUUCGGAGUCUCUCUCUUACACAAUGGCGCUUACCAACAAUCCACCUGCACGGGCAAAGAAAUACUUCCCGGUGAUGCUUUCUAAUAUUCCCUGGACUACAUCGAUUAGCGACAUUGAAAAUAUCUUCAAGGAUUCAGACCUCGGUGUCAAAUUACCCAGCAAGCACGAUACCGCACAGUACAUUCACAUCAUGAUUGACAAAGCUAGUGGUAAAACCAUGUCGGAAGCCUACGUCGAAUUCGAAGCCGAGCAGGACGUAAACAAAGUGCUGCAGAAGAUCAAAAACCCUGCCGUAAAAGGCCGAAGAGUGUAUAUCCAGAGAUGUACAGCAGAGAAGUUUUUUCGGGAUGUAUUCCCGAACUGGCGGGGAAUCUUUGUCAAUGGAAGACUAUGUAUCGAUCCGAACGACGGGCAUGCAGUAAUCACGUCAGCUUCAGAAAGUUCUUCAGCAACGGUAGUGCCACCUCCUCUUGUAGAGAGCCACGAAUAUGAAUCGCUGUUGGGCAUAUGUCGAAACUUUAAGCUUCACUUUUCUCGAAAAUGUCCGGAGCGACCUUUCGAAAACUUUAUAUCGAUGAUGGUCAAAUUCCCGUGGGACAAAGCAGAGAUCAUCACUACAAUGCAACGCGACCAUCUUUACGAAUAUUACAAGUUGGCCACAGGUGUACUGCGCGGUCAUUUGGGCAGACCAAACAUUCAAAUCGACAGGACUUUGAUGCCGCGUAUGGUGCGGGCAGCAUUGAUGUGCCCCGGUUUCACGAUUCCCCAGAAAAAAGGAAUCCUUGUAGCAAGUGAAAUUACCUGUCCUAGUGAUCUACUCCACUAUAUCGAAACCCCGGAAGAAGAUGUAGCAUCCUUGGAUGGAUAGCUAAAAAUGCUCCAUUUGUGUCUUUCUAGUUGUGCUACAUUACUUGCCAAUUCACGGCCACCCUCGAAAACUUUGAUGGACAUUCUAAUGUUUGCAUCUAAUAAAAAAAGCAGUGUUGUGU
Molecule: messenger RNA, 2013 nt
Organism: Zychaea mexicana
Lineage: Eukaryota; Fungi; Mucoromycota; Mucoromycetes; Mucorales; Lichtheimiaceae
Exons: 8
Coding region: 135-1892 (585 amino acids)
Molecular function (GO): RNA binding
Source: RefSeq, a predicted model, not a curated record